Molecule: messenger RNA, 853 nt
Organism: Medioppia subpectinata
Lineage: Eukaryota; Metazoa; Arthropoda; Arachnida; Sarcoptiformes; Oppiidae
Source: the annotation of a GenBank genome assembly
GGUAAAUGUUUUGCGAUCGACAGGAGGAUGUGCUGCGAUUGCAAUGCUUGUGGGUCCGGACGCUGCCAUCGUUUUUGACAGGAAAGUGCGGUCCACUUACAUGUCUAACGUCUAUGACUUCUAUAAACCCGAUAUGAGUUCGGAGUACCCGACAGUCGACGGCCCGCUUUCCAAUCAAUGCUAUCUCCAGGCACUCGACAAAUGCUUUAAACUAUAUUUCGAAAAAGCAAACAAACUGACGAAAGGCACGUCUCUCGACACCUUUGACGCUAUUGUAUUUCACGCCCCGUAUUGUAAACUCGUCCAGAAGUCCAUCGCACGACUUCAGCUCCUUAACUAUCUGCAGAGUUCGGACAAUCAAAACAACGAUUCAUUUAAAGCGCUGGAAAAUUACAAAAAUGUGAAACUGGAGGAGACGUAUAACGACAGAGAGUUGGAGAAACUUCUGUUGACUCUAAGCAAACGCACGUUUGAUCAGAAAACGGAUCCGAGUCUGAUGUUGGCGCGCACUGUCGGCAAUAUGUAUACGGCAUCUCUCUAUGCAUCCAUCACUUCUCUGCUAUUGAGUGAAUCGGCCGAUAGUUUGGCGAACAAAAAGCUGCUGUUAUUCUCAUACGGGUCUGGUUUGGCCGCAUCCAUGUUCUCAGCGAGAGUGACAUCGGAUCAGACGGUACUCUCAAAACUGCUCAAAGGAAUCGCUGAUAUUCCGAACCGAUUGAGUCGUAGGUCGAAAGUGUCGGCCGAAGUGUUUGAAGAAGCGCUGAAUCUUCGAGAGAAGACGCAUAACGUGGCGCCAUAUAAGCCGAUCGGAUCGCUCGACCAGUUAGUCGCCGGAACCUAUUUCUUAACGGCU